AAGUGGGAAUUGUGACGAACGGGCUUCCUCUUGCACAUGUGCUUGUUCUCGUAAGGAGCUAAGGCCUGUUUGGCGACUUGCACUUGAAAUUAGGUAGCAAAGGAGAUACUAAGGACAUCAUGUCUAACAAGUCUGAAUUAGCGUGCAUCUACUCUGCCUUGAUUCUCGUUGACGAUGAGGUCGCAGUAACUGGCGAGAAAAUCCAGACUAUUCUGAAGGCAGCAGCAGUGGAUGUUGAUCCGUACUGGCCAGGAUUGUUUGCAAAGGCACUGGAAGGAAUUAAUGUUAAAGAUUUAAUCACAAACGUGGGUGCUGGCGUUGGAGCUGGUCCCGCUGUUGGAGCAGCCCCAGCUGCUGCCGGUGCUGCUCCAGAGGCUGCGCCAGCUGAAAAGAAGGAAGAAGCCAAAAAGAAAGAAGAAUCGGAGGAAUCUGAUGAUGACAUGGGUUUUGGUCUCUUCGAUUAAAUUGUUUCAUUCCACAUGGAGUUGUACAGUUUUAUUGUACAUUAAUUGAAUAAAGUUUUCUAAUCAA
Molecule: messenger RNA, 531 nt
Organism: Schistocerca americana (American grasshopper)
Lineage: Eukaryota; Metazoa; Arthropoda; Insecta; Orthoptera; Acrididae
Gene: RpLP1
Product: 60S acidic ribosomal protein P1
Exons: 4
Coding region: 120-464 (114 amino acids)
Biological process (GO): translational elongation; cytoplasmic translation
Cellular component (GO): ribosome; cytosolic large ribosomal subunit
Molecular function (GO): structural constituent of ribosome; ribonucleoprotein complex binding; protein kinase activator activity
Source: RefSeq, a predicted model, not a curated record